Cylicostephanus goldi is the source of this 236-nucleotide messenger RNA. The record is from the annotation of a GenBank genome assembly. Lineage: Eukaryota; Metazoa; Nematoda; Chromadorea; Rhabditida; Strongylidae.
AUGACAACCGCAAAACCUCAACAACGACAGUUCAUGCUGUUCAGCAAGUUUAGCACUGAAGUGCGACCACCAGUAAUGGUAGAACGGACGCAUAUUCUUUCGAUGAAAUUUGAAGAGAUUGCCGAGUCAGAAGAGGAGGAUAUUCAGGUAAGAAACUGGACUAGAAUAAAAAAAACAGUUUUUUCCCACUUUUCAUCCUGGAAGAAAGAAGAAGUUAUUCACAAUGCCUUUUAAAA